AUGAAUAUCCGCUGCGCUAAACCGGAGGAUCUUAUGAACAUGCAGCAUUGCAAUCUGCUCUGCUUGCCGGAAAACUAUCAGAUGAAGUAUUACUUCUACCAUGGGCUGACGUGGCCCCAGUUGAGCUACGUAGCCGAAGAUGAGAAGGGAAACAUUGUCGGCUACGUGCUAGCCAAGAUGGAGGAACCGGAACCCGGUGAGGAAAGCACCCACGGUCACAUCACCUCGUUGGCCGUGAAGCGGUCCUACCGAAGGCUGGGCCUGGCUCAGAAAUUGAUGAACCAAGCGUCCCAGGCGAUGGUCGAAUGUUUCAAUGCCCAGUACGUCUCGCUGCAUGUACGCAAAUCCAACCGAGCUGCCCUGAAUCUUUACACAAACUCGCUCGGGUUCCGAAUUCUGGAAAUCGAACCCAAAUAUUACGCCGACGGGGAAGAUGCCUACUCGAUGCGGCGCGAUUUGUCGGAGCUGGCCAAAUUGUUCGUCCACGAGCGGGAAGCUCCACCCUGCAACGAUAACCACGAUCAUGUCAUUACCAACCACAAAUCCGGCGGUGGCCAUGCUGGUCAUGAUGGGCACUGCUGCUAAGAGGGGAUCUUCGAUUGUAAGUAGACUAUUUUCAGUGUAAUUCAAGGGAUCAUCCGCAAAAAAAAACAAAUUAACAUCAUCAAAAUCGAGAUCGAGAGAUCGAGCUACAGCUCUUGAAUGUGGAUUGUUUUUCGCUGAAAUCGGAGUGUGAAUAAUACAUGGAAAAUUUUGACUUUUCAAA
Molecule: messenger RNA, 766 nt
Organism: Uranotaenia lowii
Lineage: Eukaryota; Metazoa; Arthropoda; Insecta; Diptera; Culicidae
Gene: vnc
Product: N-alpha-acetyltransferase 10
Exons: 1
Coding region: 1-585 (194 amino acids)
Biological process (GO): N-terminal peptidyl-glutamic acid acetylation
Cellular component (GO): NatA complex
Molecular function (GO): protein N-terminal-serine acetyltransferase activity; protein-N-terminal-glutamate acetyltransferase activity
Source: RefSeq, a predicted model, not a curated record